UGGGGGUAUUUAGAUAAACAGGUCUUUCUAAGGGGGUUAUUUGGAUAAAGAGGUCUUUUUGAAUGGGUAUUUAGAGGAAGAGGUCUUUCUCAGGUGAUAUUUAGAUACCAGAGACUCUUUCACAGUAGGUAUUUAGAUAAAGAUGUCUUUCUUGGGGGGUAUUUGAAUGCAGAGAUCUUUCUGAACGGGUACCUAAAUGAAGAGGUUUUCCUCGGGUAGGGUACUUAAGAAGAGAAUGUCUUCUUGGGGGUAUGUAGCGGAAGAGUUCUUUCUCAGGUGGGGUGUUUAGAUCAAGUUCUCGUCCACACUGGGUAUUAAGAGGACGCGGUCUUUCUCAAACGAGGUGUUCAGAGGGAAAUGUUUCUCUGUGGUGUUUCAGGGGCAUGGAGUAGGGCAUUUAAAGAAGGUACUUGCUCAUGCAAGGUAUUUACAAGAUAACUGCCUCAAGGGGGCAUUAAGGGGGAGAAAGCUUUCUCUGAUGGGUAUUUGGGGAGAAAGCUAUCACCAGGGACCACAAAUCCUGUCCUCUAGAGAAAGGAAUUUUGAAUAAGGGAUCUGUCUCCGGGGGUUAAUUAUAAGUAGAUGUCUUGUCUUUUGAGGGGUAUUUAUAGGAAAGGAUGUUUCUGUGGGACAUUUCUGGACAUUUGGGGUGCUGGAUAAAUUUUUACUUCAGAGAUUUCAGUGGACAAUUUUAGCAGAAAGAUUUGUCAGGGAUUUAGAUGAAGACUUCUAAUUGCGAGGUACAUAUUUGCAGGAAAAACCUCCGACUCUGGGAGGCAUGUAGAGGAAGAUGCCUGUGCUAAUGGGGUAUGUAGUUGGAUAUUUCGGUCUCUGCAGCAGAUUUGUGUUUCUCUGUAAGGAACUUAAAGGAAAGCACUUGGUUAUAUCUGAGGACUAUACAGAGUAAAGAGUCUUUCUGGGAUAUAUAGAGGAAGCGGUCUGCCCCAGUGGGGUAUACGCAUCAGCAGGGUAUGUAACUGGAGGAAAAAGUCUCUCGGUGGGGUAUUUCUGGGAAAAUCUUUACGUCUAGGGUAUUUAAAGGAAGUGGUCUGGCUCUCAGGGGGUAGUAAGUAGAUAGUACACGGACUGUAUUCAGAGGAAGACAGGAGGGAUUUCUAAGAGGGAUCGUUUGCUGGUAUUUACAAGAGAUUGAGAUAUCGAGAUGAACACAUCUGUAUCUGGGAGUUAUUUAGUCUGGAAAAAGUGUGUCUUUAGGGGUUGUUCAGUAUAGAGCCCUAACUUUAAGCAAGAUAUUUAGGAGGAUUUGAUAAAGCGUCUGAGUAAUAUUUCCAUGAAGAGACCUGUCUCUGGGACAGGUCUGACUCCCAAUCAAAUGUGAGAUCUGUCCUCUGGGGAGUAUUUAGAAGAAAGGUUUGUAUUUGUGGGUUUUUUUUUUAUUUUUUUUAGAGGAAGUGGGCUGUUUCUCCAGGAAAAGGGGUUCUGUAAGGUAUUUUGGAGAUGGUAUUUGGAUUAUUUAGAGCAAAAGGUAUUGCUAGGGUAUUUGGUGGAUAGAGUUUGUUAAAAAGAUAUUUUUUGGGGCGAAAUAUUAAGGCAAAUGUCAGUCUUUGACAGGGUUUAAAGGGCGGGGAAGGUAACGUGUCAUCUUCCUAGUGUCAGGAUGUGGAGUAUUUCGAAAAAAGUGUUCUGAUUCAAGUGUGUAAUUAAAACAAAAGUUCAAACUCUGAAACUGGUUUUUAGUGAAAAGAUUAUCGCUAUACCAUUUGGAUGUUGUUGUGCAGCCAGAAAGUAUUUUGAUGAUGAAGUUUAUCUCUAGGAACUCGGAAGAUGACGCUUGUCUCUGAGGAGUAUUUGAGAUUUUUGUGGGGUAUUUGUCUCUAGGACUAUUUAGAGAAAGCGCUCUGUCAUUAGGGGAAUUUUGAGAGAUAGGGUCCUGUGGGGUAUUUAGAGAAAAGUUUAGAACCGCGAAUCCAUGUCUUACAUUUACAUUUAUUCAUUUAGCGGACGCUUUUAUCCAAAGCGACUUACAAAUGAGGAAAUACAAGCAAAGCGAUAUAUCAAGCGGAGAACAAUACAAGUCGUGCUACCGUACAAGAUCUUUUAAUUGAGUUCUAGAAGAGCAAAGUGCGCAGAGUAGAGGUGUAAGAGCCAGAGUAAUUGAUUACUUUUUUUAUUUAAUUUUUUUAUAAAGAUAAUGUGAGGGUUGGGGUUUUAGGGGUUAGUUACGUGCUCGCAGAAGAGGUGGGUCUUUAGCUGUUUUUUUGAAGGUAGUGACAGAUUCUGUGGUCCGGAUUGAGGUUGGAAGUUCAUUCCACCACUGAGGGACAGUUCGUGUGAAGGUUCUGGAAAGGGACCUUCAGCCACGCUGAGUAGGCACUACUAAGCGUCGGUCGUAAAUCGAUGGCAGGUCGCGUGAGCGAACGUAAACCUCGAGGAGAGUGUUGAGAUCUGCUUCUCUGCUGUUUUCACUGGCUCCUAUUCCUGCAUGGAUCAACUUCGACCUGACCACUGACCUUUGACCCGUGAGUGACUUAUCGGGGGGGAAUUGGCGCAACCAAAACCCCGACUCUUGUUGAGCACAGAGCUACUCUACCCACAGAAUGUUCUGGAAACUGGCCUUACCUGCCAUUCUGGCCUGCACCCUCUGUGCGUCCAUGGAAACCAAGAAGCUCCGCCCACGAGGCUCCAUCCCCUCCCCUUACAAGCUGAAAGGCAAUGAGCUGUUGUCUUCCUCUUCCAUCACACUAUCAUCCCUGUCUCAGCAACCUCCAUCAAAACGGCACAAAGGCAAACAGGAAGUGCUGCUGUCGAGUCGUGAGGCGCUGGUGGUGACCGAGCGGAAGUACCUGAAGAGCGACUGGUGUAAAACCCAGCCGCUGAAGCAGACUGUUAGCCUGGAGGGCUGUGUGAGUCAAACCAUCAUCAACCAUUUCUGUUAUGGCCAGUGCAAUUCGUUUUACAUCCCACGACAUCUGGCUCCCGCAAAUGGCCGCCAUGGUCGAAAACGGACGCCGAAGUCCAACCAUAGUGCUUCCUUCCAGUCCUGCUCUUUCUGCAAACCUCACCGGAUCUCCACACUAACGGUACGGCUUCACUGUCCCAGGUUACAGCCCCCGUACCGACAUCGGAAGGUCCAGCGCAUUAAGGAAUGCAGGUGCAUGUCGGUUAGCGUCAGUGACACCCACUGACCAAGGGGGAUUGUUGGAAGUGGUUCUCGAUACAACAAACUGAGCCUGUUUUUACUGAAUGGACAUGCUAUAGAUAAAAAGCCAGAAGAAAAAAAUACCUUGAACUGAUAUCUAGAUGGAUAUACUUCAGUCAGACUUAGUAAAAAGAAAUUUACAUUUACUUAUUUGGCAGAUGUUUUGGUCCAAAGCAACUUACAACUGGGCUGAGAAGGUGAGAGUUAAGAGUCUUACUCAAGGAUCCAACAACUCCUGAGCCUUAGUCUUCACAUCAAACCUGGACAAUGGAUACUGGUGUCAUGGUAAAUCCUAUAGCUUGGUGAAGUACAUAAUCAGACAUUGGGAUUUCAA
Molecule: messenger RNA, 3494 nt
Organism: Ictalurus furcatus (blue catfish)
Lineage: Eukaryota; Metazoa; Chordata; Actinopteri; Siluriformes; Ictaluridae
Gene: grem2a
Product: gremlin 2, DAN family BMP antagonist a
Exons: 3
Coding region: 2559-3146 (195 amino acids)
Biological process (GO): animal organ morphogenesis
Molecular function (GO): receptor ligand activity; BMP binding
Source: RefSeq, a predicted model, not a curated record